Molecule: messenger RNA, 1735 nt
Organism: Scomber japonicus (chub mackerel)
Lineage: Eukaryota; Metazoa; Chordata; Actinopteri; Scombriformes; Scombridae
Gene: def8
Product: differentially expressed in FDCP 8 homolog
Exons: 12
Coding region: 142-1470 (442 amino acids)
Source: RefSeq, a predicted model, not a curated record
GAUGUUGCAGAUGACAGGGACGAAAAGACAACACGGGCAGAACUGCAUACAUUUGACCACAAGCGUCGACAAUUAAACACAUUUCGUAACUGCCCAAUCAUUGAUGUUAAGUAACGUCAACAACGGGAUGUAGCCAAUGAAAUGGAGUAUGAUGAGAGACUUGCACUUUUCCGCCAAACCCGCCUCAAUCCAUUUGAUCGUGGAGAGGAAGAAGAUGGUCCCCAAGGAGGCAAGACACCCCCACAGCACGAAACAAGACCUGAGCUGUAUUCUGGGACCAGAAUCCACAGUUCAGAUCGGACCAUGGACCUUGGUCUAGCUGAGGACCACUUCUCAAGACCUAUGGGUUCGUUUGUGGCUUCAGACAUUGAACAGCUGAAACUGGCCAUAGAGGAGUGUAAGAAGCUAAUCUUGGAACUGCCAGAACAUUCAGAGAGACAAAAGGACACAGUGGUCAAACUUAUUCACCUACGACUCAAACUGCAAGAGCUUAAGGACCCAGAGGAGGAUGAGCCUAAUCUGAGAAUGUUACUGGAGCACCGGUUCUCAAAGGAAAAGAGCAAGAGUGUGAAACAGACCUGUGACAAGUGUAGCACAAUCAUCUGGGGCCUUAUACAGACCUGGUAUACGUGCACAGGUUGCUAUUACCGUUGCCAUAGUAAGUGUAUGAACCUGAUCACUAAGCCUUGUGUGAGGUCAAAGGUCAGCCAUCAGUCGGAGUAUGAGCUCAGCAUCUGCCCUGAAAUUGGACUAGACCGCCAAGACUACCGUUGUGCAGAGUGUCGCACCCCUGUUUCACUGAGGGGCGUGCCAAGUGAGGCGAGACAAUGUGACUAUACAGGCCAGUAUUACUGCAGCACGUGCCACUGGAAUGACACAGCCAUUGUCCCAGCUCGUGUCAUACACAAUUGGGAGUUUGAACCACGCAAGGUUUGUAGAUCAUCUUUGCGCUACCUGGCCCUGAUGAUGCCUCGGCCUGUGCUGAAGCUAAAAGAAAUCAACCCGCUGCUAUUCAACUUUGUGGAGGAACUUGUUGAGAUCAGGAAACUCCGCCAAGAUAUUCUGUUGAUGAAGCCUUAUUUCAUCACCUGUAAGGAGGCUAUGGAGGCUCGGCUUCUACUACAGCUACAAGAUCGCCAGCACUUUGUGGAGAAUGACGACAUGUACUCACUACAGGAUUUGAUUGACAUCUCCAGUGGCCGACUCAGUUGUUCCCUAACAGAAAUCCACACCACAUUUGCUAAGCACAUCAAACUAGACUGUGAGCGCUGUCAGGCCAAAGGAUUUGUGUGUGAGCUGUGUAAGGAGGGAGACAUCCUGUUCCCUUUUGACAGUCACACCUCAGUUUGCCAUGACUGCUCUGCUGUCUUCCACAGAGAUUGUUACUAUGACAACUCCACAACUUGUCCACGAUGUGCCCGGAUGACUGAGCGCAAGCAGGACGAGGAACCAGAUGUGAAAAAUGCGUAACUUUGGAGAGGACCACCCAAUGUAACUGGAUAUUGCACAUUGAGUUUUUCUCGAUCAAGAAAGUGAAAGAAAUGUGUUCAGACUCGCUGUUUGUGUUUGUCUUUGGUUUUGUGCUUAUGUUGAUACUGUAGUGUCUUUAUCUUCUUGUGCACUACAUAAUGAAGUGGGGUACUUAGAAACCCCAUUUGAAAAAUAAUAUAUAUUUUUAUCCAACUUUUUAAUUCAUACUACAAAUUGGAUGUACUGAACAAUGUGUGUGUGUGUG